Messenger RNA from Dioscorea cayenensis subsp. rotundata (Guinea yam), 4982 nucleotides. Its product is annotated as ABC transporter G family member 39-like. Gene Ontology annotation, molecular function: ATP hydrolysis activity; ABC-type transporter activity; ATP binding. The coding region runs from base 16 to 4350 and encodes 1444 amino acids. The transcript has 24 exons. Gene Ontology annotation, cellular component: membrane. The record is from RefSeq and is a predicted model, not a curated record. NCBI's taxonomy places the organism in Eukaryota, Viridiplantae, Streptophyta, Magnoliopsida, Dioscoreales, Dioscoreaceae.
UAAUCAAUUUUGCAGAUGGAGAUGACUGCAAGCAAUCUAAUGUCAAGCCUGCGGAGCCGCUCAGGCUGGCAGAGCCGGAGCGGCAGUGAGAUAUUCUCACUAUCUUCCAGGGAUCAGGAUGAUGAAGAAGCCUUGAAAUGGGCGGCACUAGAGAAGCUUCCUACUUAUGAUCGAUUGAGAAAAGGAAUACUGACGGUGUCCACAGGUGAGAAAAUGGAGAUAGAUAUAGCCAAUCUGGGGUUUCAUGAAAGGAAGAAUCUGCUGGAGAGGCUAAUCAGAGUGACAGAGGAGGACAAUGAGAAAUUCUUGUUGAAGCUCAAGAACCGAAUGGAACGCGUCGGGAUUCAAAAUCCGACUAUUGAGGUGCGGUUUGAAGAUUUGAAUAUCAAAGCAGAAGCUUAUGUGGGAAGCAGUGGUGUCCCUACGGUUCUUAACUUCUUCCUUAAUAAAAUAGAGGCAAUCCUGAACUACCUUCAUAUUCUACCAAGCAGAAAGAAACCGAUAACAAUCCUUGAUGGUAUUAGUGGGAUCAUUAAGCCAUGCAGAAUGACCUUGCUCUUAGGCCCUCCAGGCUCAGGAAAAACAAGCUUUCUGCUUGCACUAGCUGGAAAGCUCGGUAAAGACCUCAAGGUUUCAGGAAGAGUGACUUACAAUGGCCACGGGAUGCAAGAGUUCAUCCCCCAGAGAACAGCUGCUUACAUCAGUCAACAUGACCUGCACAUUGGCGAGAUGACUGUCAGAGAAACUCUGGCAUUCUCCGCAAGAUGCCAGGGUAUCGGCACACGUUACGAUUUGUUGAGCGAGCUAUCUAGGAGAGAGAAGGCUGCAUCUAUCAAGCCAGAUCCUGAUAUUGAUGUCUUUAUGAAAGCGUCUUCUCUGGAAGGGGAGGAAAGUGUGGUCACCGACUACAUUCUGAAGAUUCUCGGACUAGAUGUAUGUGCUGACACAAUGGUGGGAGAUGCAAUGUUAAGGGGAGUCUCUGGAGGACAAAAGAAGAGGCUCACAACAGGUGAGAUGCUUGUUGGACCGGCAAGGGCGCUAUUCAUGGAUGAGAUAUCAACUGGUCUGGACAGCUCCACAACAUUCCAGAUUAUCAAUUCCCUAAGCCAGACUAUUCACAUCCUUGGCGGCACAGCACUGAUAGCUCUACUUCAGCCUGCUCCAGAGACUUAUGAUCUCUUUGAUGACAUUAUCCUCCUAUCAGAAGGGCAGAUCGUAUAUCAGGGCCCUCGAGAACAUGUGCUUGACUUCUUUGAGUCCAUGGGAUUCAAAUGUCCUCAGAGAAAAGGUGUUGCAGACUUUCUGCAGGAAGUAACAUCCAAAAAAGAUCAGAAGCAGUAUUGGUCACGUAGUGAUGAAACAUAUCAGUUCAUUUCAGUAAAAGAAUUUACAGAUUCAUUCCAGUCCUUCCAUGUAGGGCAUAGGCUGCAAGAGGAACUCAGCGCUCCUUUCGACAGAAGCAAGAACCAUCCGGCAGCUCUAACGACUACAAGAUAUGGCAUUAGCAAGCGUGAAUUACUCAAGGCAUGCAUCUCAAGAGAGCUUCUGCUGACGAAGAGGAAUGCAUUUGUCUACAUCUUCAAACUUUUCCAGCUUGGGCUGCUCGCCUUCAUUACAAUGACAGCCUUCCUGCGUACAAAUAUGCACCAUGAUUCAGUGGAGGAUGGAUUGAUUUACAUGGGUGCACUAUUUAUCGGGCUUACCACUCAUAUGUUCAACGGAUUUGCAGAACUUGCAAUGAGCGUUGCCAAGCUACCUGUAUUCUACAAGCAAAGGGACCUGUUAUUCUUUCCAGCAUGGGCUUAUGCAAUACCUGCAUGGAUCGUCAAGCUGCCCAUAUCAUUUCUUGAAUGUGGUAUCUGGGUUGCUAUAACUUACUAUGUUAUAGGCUUUGAUCCAAGUGUGCAGCGGUUGUUUAGGCAAUUCCUUAUAUUUUCAUUGAUCAGCCAAAUGGCCUCUGGACUGUUCCGGCUUGUUGGUGCAAUAGGCAGAGAUAAGGUUGUGGCAAACACACUUGCUUCAUUUGCAAUGUUAAUACUUAUAGUGCUUGGCGGCUUCAUCCUAUCACGAAACAAUAUCAAGAAAUGGUGGAUCUGGGGAUAUUGGUCUUCCCCAGUAAUGUAUGCACAGAAUUCAGUGACCGUGAAUGAAUUCCUAGGAAAAAGCUGGAGACAUGUUGUUGAUGCAACAAAGAGCAACAAAUUCCUUGGAGUUCAAAUACUGGAAUCUCGUGGCAUAUUUCCCCAGGCAAAAUGGUUUUGGAUUGGAAUGGCUGGAUUAGUAGGAUAUGUGCUGGUUUUCAAUGCACUCUAUACCCUUGCACUGACAUACCUCGACCCUCUUGGAAAAGGCCAAUCGAUUAUAGAAGAUAAAAAGCAGCAAAAUGGAGAAAGAGAAACAGCAGAACAACCAACCAGAGUAAAGAAGUCCAGUCAUCCAUUUGAUGGCCAGCAAGAAAGAGGCAGCACAAGCAGACAACUAGAAUUUGAACUUGAAGCUGAAGCUAAUGAGAAGAAGAAGAAGGGUAUGGUGCUCCCGUUUGCUCCCCUUUCACUCACCUUCAACGACAUUGUUUACUCUGUGGACAUGCCAUCGGAAAUGAAAGCUCAAGGUAUCACAGAAGAUAGGUUGGUGCUUCUGAAAGGCGUAAGUGGAGCAUUUAGGCCAGGAGUCUUAACUGCACUAAUGGGUGUCAGUGGAGCUGGGAAGACUACUCUAAUGGAUGUUCUCGCUGGAAGAAAAACAGGUGGAUACAUAGAUGGGAACAUCACCAUAUCAGGCUACCCUAAGAAGCAGGAAACGUUUGCUCGAAUAUCUGGCUACUGUGAACAAAAUGACAUCCAUUCACCCUAUGUGACUGUCUAUGAGUCAGUUGUCUACUCCGCAUGGCUUCGUUUACCACCUGAGGUUGAUCCAAAAACAAGAGAGAUGUUUGUGGAGGAGGUUAUGGAAUUAGUUGAGCUCACAACAUUACGGAAAGCCAUGGUUGGGUUGCCGGGAGUGAAUGGGCUGUCAACAGAACAGCGGAAGAGGUUGACCAUAGCGGUUGAGCUGGUUGCUAAUCCAUCCAUUAUAUUCAUGGAUGAGCCGACAUCUGGACUAGAUGCACGAGCUGCAGCAAUUGUGAUGAGAACUGUCAGGAACACAGUAGACACAGGGAGAACAGUAGUAUGCACCAUCCACCAACCUAGCAUUGAUAUUUUUGAAGCAUUUGAUGAGUUAUUCCUGAUGAAACGAGGUGGAGAAGAGAUAUAUGUAGGUCCUCUCGGGCACCAGUCUCAUGAACUGAUUAAUUACUUUGAGGGUAUAAAUGGAGUUAGCAAAAUAAAAGACAGCUACAAUCCUGCAACAUGGAUGUUGGAGGUCACCACCACAGGUCAAGAAAUUGCAUUGGGGGUUAACUUCGCAGAAGUAUACAAAAACUCAAAUCUGUUUCGGAGAAACAAAGCUCUGAUUAGUGAACUGAGUAUACCAACUCCUGGUUCAAAAGAUCUUCACUUCCCCACACAAUAUUCACAAGCUUUUCCUUCUCAAUGCAUGGCCUGCUUUUGGAAACAAUACAAGUCGUAUUGGCGGAAUCCAUCAUACAAUGCCAACAAAAUUAUCUUCACAACUGUCAUGGCACUGUUGUUGGGGGCAAUCUUCUGGAGACUUGGCUCCAAAAGGUCAACAAAGCAAGAUCUAUUCAACGCAAUGGGUGCAUUAUAUGCUGCAGUUUUGCUCAUUGGGAUUCAAAAUUCCCUGAGUGUUCAACCAGUAGUGGAUGUUGAACGAACAGUAUUCUACAGAGAGCAAGCCGCAGGGAUGUACUCUGCUCUGCCUUAUGCUUUCGCACAGGUAGCAAUAGAGGUUCCAUAUACCUUGAUUCAGACUCUGAUCUGUGGGAUCCUAACUUAUAGCAUGAUAGAUUUUGAUUGGACACUUGCCAAGUUCCUUUGGUACAUAUACUUCACGUUCUGCACACUCCUCUACUUCACAUACUACGGGAUGAUGUCAGUGUCACUGACUCCAAAUUCAGACAUUGCUGCAGUAGUGUGUUCAGCCUUUGUAUCCAUAUGGAACAUCUUUGCAGGCUUUGUGAUUCCCCGUCCGAGGAUACCGAUAUGGUGGAGAUGGUACUUCUGGGUAUGUCCAAUUUCUUGGUCUUUAUAUGGCUUCAUCGCCUCACAGUUUGGUGACAUAGAUGAUCCAAUAGACGGUGGUGAAACCGUGAAAGGCUUCAUAAGGAGGUAUUUUGGAUACAAGCAUGACUUCUUAGGAGUUGUUGCUGCAGUAGAAAUUGGAAUUCCAGCAUUCUUUGGGUUCAUAUUUGCAUUUGCAAUUAAAAAGCUAAACUUCCAGAAUAGAUGAGAUUCUCUAACAGACCAUCUUCGAAGUUUAAAAUCCUACCCUACUUAAUUUGAAUGGUGAAAGCUUCAUCGUUGCUACACAAUGUACAUCUAAGGCAUAACUUUUGCUUCUAUCUAAAAGUUGUAUUUUUUUUUUUUUGUUAUCAAGUUAUUCCAAAUUCUUGAAUCUAGGAAAUAGUCCAAUUUCUAAAUGUGCCAUUUGGUUUGUCUGCCGCACUAAAACACAGAAUCAACAUACAAAUUAGCUUCUUUGAGCUCUCCGAAUCAGAUUUUUAUGAAGAUGAUGAUGUAACUUGAUGGUUGUAAUGAUAGCAAAGUAGUAAUUACAGAAAAGCAUCAAAUAAAUGCCACAUUGAGGGAGCGUAGCAUAUUAAGAACUAAAACUACAAGACAAUCAACAAGGGACAAAAUUGAUCAAACAGCGUGAAUCCAUAAAAAUUCGAUUAGCAAUAUAGCAAGCAGGUGGCAUGCAAUGAACUAAUAACACAUUGAUCAUGCAUUGAGGGAUUGCUAAUAUAUGAAAGAUUAAACUAGCAGAAGAGAACAAAGCCUAAUUUUAGUAGAGAGUGAUGAUGAUGGUGGUGUCAAACAAGCUUAGACCACCACCAAAACCAAGAGAAACAAGCAAAUCAA